ACACUCUCAAAUUCUCUACUAGUAAGAUAAAAAUACUGCAUUUACCGCGAUAGAUAGCUCCAAAUCAGAGCCCUCAAAUUUGUUUUCAGCAAUCCCAGAAUAUAGAAUCUGGUUUUGAAGGAAUUUUAAUCGAAGCAUAGGAAGCAGCAUUUAGCUGUUGUUCAUUCUGCUAGCGGGAUUUUCUUGUUACUGUGUGAUUGUAACGAGUUGGUUGAAAUUUUGGGAUUCUGUGGUGGUCAGUUUGAUACAUUGCUGAUUAAUUAGGAGGUGGUUUGGGUGUUCUUUUGGUCAUAAUUUAAGUGAAUGGGAAUUGCGAGGGAAGAAAGAGAUGAAGGCUAACAUCAAGUGGUCAGAGGUAAAAUGAACGAAGUGUCAUCGGGUCUUCGAAGUUUGAGUUUUGGAUCACUGCAGCUGCAUUCACAGAAUGGUGGGUUGCAGUCUCAGAAUUCAUCUACACUUCGCAAGACUUCAAGGACCUUGUCUGGUUCGAGGGAGAAGGAGAGGUAUCUGCCUUUCAUAUUCAAGUACUUAGGUCGAAGGAAGGUUAUAAUGCUGAUUUUGGUCAUUAUUGCAAUAUUGGCUCUUACCACAGGGUUUCUUACAGCCAGCAAAGAGGCUGCAUCAGAGAGCUCUAUGUUGGGCUUUGAUGGGUGGUUCGAAAACAGGACAUAUCCUGUGUCCAGAGAAGUUGAAGGGACUUCUGAGAAUGGUUCAAAUGUUAACAUCCAUGGUGUGUGCAGUACAAAUAAUGGCUCUUAUCUACCUACGGCUUAUAAUUCUACCGCAACAAUUGCUAUGCCAGCUCCUGUUAUGCUGAGCCAUCCAUGUAAAAAUUUUGCAUUUCCGCCUCCCCCUCCUGGUGAUGCUAGACGGAUUGGACCACGCCCUUGUCCAGUAUGUUAUAUUCCUGUGGAGCAGGCUAUAGCUGCUUUGCCUAGAUCUGCAUCAGCAUCUCCUGUCCUUCAUCAUUUAACUUAUUUUUAUGAGGAAAACCCAAUGAAAACCGAACCUCAUGGAGGCUCUGACUUUGGUGGAUAUCCUUCUCUGAAGCAAAGAAACGACUAUUUUAAUGUAAACAAGUCAAUGACAGUGCAUUGUGGAUUUAUCAAAGGAUGUAGAGCUGGUGACAACACUGGAUUUGAUAUUGAUCUGGAUGAUCUUAAGGAGAUGGAUGAGUUCCAUGAAAUUAUUGUUGCAUCAGCUAUAUUUGGAAAUUAUGAUAUCAUUCAACAGCCAACGGACAUCAGUGAAAUUGCAAAGAAAAAUAUACCCUUCUAUAUGUUUGUUGAUGAAGAAACAGAGGCAUACAUGAAGAAUUCUAGCCUCCUGGACAACAGCAAGAGGGUUGGCCUAUGGAGAAUUAUCGUUGUCCACAAUGUGCCUUAUACUGACCCCAGGCGUAAUGGCAAGGUGCCAAAGCUUUUGUUGCAUAGGCUCUUUCCCAACGUCCGCUAUUCUAUUUGGAUUGAUGGAAAACUUCAGCUUGUUGUGGAUCCAUAUCAAAUUCUUGAAAGGUUUUUGUGGCGCCAAAAUGCCACUUUUGCAAUCUCAAGACAUUACGCACGAUUUGAUGUCAUCGUAGAAGCUGAGGCCAAUAAAGCUGCAGGGAAGUAUGACAAUGUCUCUAUUGACAACCAGAUUGACUUUUAUAGAAAGGAGGGUUUAACACCAUACUCGAAGGCUAAGCUUCCAAUAACUAGUGAUGUUCCUGAAGGAUGCGUAAUUAUACGGGAACACAUUCCUAUUACCAAUCUCUUCACCUGUCUGUGGUUCAAUGAAGUUGAUCGUUUUACUUCCAGGGAUCAGUUGAGCUUUUCAACUGUGAGGGACAAAAUCAUGGCUAAAGCUAAUUGGACCAUCAACAUGUUUUUGGAUUGUGAGCGCAGAAAUUUUGUGAUACAGGCAUAUCACAGAGAUUUAUUGGAGAGAAGGCCACCACCUUUGCCACGAGCUAGAGUUUAUUCUCCCCCAAGUUCUGUUCGUUAUAACACACCCACUGAAACAUCAAGGAAGAAAAGCCCCGUUAAACGGGUAAGAGGAGGUAAGAAGCCGGGAUCUAGACGGCAUCGGAAAGUUGUUGCUGGAAAUAGGGAUAAUCCUUUACUUCGAUUACUUUCUCCGUAGGUUUUUAUGCAAAGAAAAGAUACUUCUAUUCUUUGUCUCAAUUCUUUGAAAGGGAUAGGAUGAUUUUGGUAGAUAUUGGUAGCAUAUUCAACAAAGAUGAGUUUUUUUUGAAAGUGUCAGAUAUUUGAUCACUUUCAAUGUAUAUUUCUUGACACGAACUCUAGGGUCAGUCGUUUUUCUCUUGAUCGUCGAGCUCUCCUGUAAUUAUCUGCUUCAAGCAGUCUGAGGAAAUGCCUAAUUCAAGGAUGAACUACUUUUAUUCGUUUAUGAUCAGCAUUGAUGAAUUCUUUUACCCAUCUGGA
This is a messenger RNA of Coffea eugenioides, 2426 nucleotides long. RefSeq lists its product as uncharacterized. Lineage: Eukaryota; Viridiplantae; Streptophyta; Magnoliopsida; Gentianales; Rubiaceae. Bases 361 to 2124 code for a protein of 587 amino acids. The transcript is spliced from 10 exons. The record is from RefSeq and is a predicted model, not a curated record.